Neohortaea acidophila is the source of this 2076-nucleotide messenger RNA. RefSeq lists its product as uncharacterized. Gene Ontology annotation, biological process: positive regulation of transcription by RNA polymerase II. The record is from RefSeq and is a predicted model, not a curated record. Gene Ontology annotation, cellular component: nucleus. The transcript is spliced from 7 exons. NCBI's taxonomy places the organism in Eukaryota, Fungi, Ascomycota, Dothideomycetes, Mycosphaerellales, Teratosphaeriaceae. The coding region runs from base 1 to 2076 and encodes 691 amino acids. Gene Ontology annotation, molecular function: DNA-binding transcription factor activity, RNA polymerase II-specific; transcription cis-regulatory region binding; zinc ion binding.
AUGCAAGACACCGAUGAUGCCUCCAUCUCCCACCGCAGGACAGCGCAACUCCCGCCGCUGGCACCACGGCAAAUCACCCCUUCCGCGCAGGACCGCUCGUCGAGCUCAGGCUCGAGGCCUCCGCGCUUGUCACACCGCUCCAGACAGGGCUGUUGGACGUGUCGAGCGCGCAAGGUAAAAUGUGACGAGACCCAUCCGAAGUGCGGCCCAUGUACGCGGCUGAAUCGCGAAUGUGACUGGGAUCACCGCUGGAACUUCAGCGACGCGACCCGAAGUACGAGGGAGAAGUAUCCCAAUGUUCGAUCGGACGACAACGUGGUCUGGGACCCCGGCGCAAGGUCGAGCUCGACAUCGACAGAGGAGCGUUUCGCCUACGACGACCAAGCUGCAUUCCAUCUUCUCAGCACCGAUGAGGAACGAGAGCGAAAAGCAGAGACCCGGCGACCCGGGACGUACGGUGUCGUUGUCACACCCGACAGCUUCGCGGAACUGCCAGAAUAUGCCACUUCCGCGACAUCGAGUCGAAGAAUGAGCCUGCAGUCCCCGAUGUCCACCGGCUAUUCUACGCCUCUGUACGAGCGGACGAUGAAGCGAGCUUCAACCGACCCGAAUGUGGUAGUGCUGGAUCGAUUCGAAGACACCCCCACCACCCCGGCCGUCUCUUUUCUCCCACCUUCCUUGUCUGGUCGGGGCUCGAAUGUGCAGAACGAUACGCGUUACCUUCCCAUGAGAUCAGCGCCAAUGGCAGAUGGCCUCUCCAACUCUCCGCUCGCGUCACGGAGACGAACGGACGACGAGCUAGUGCAAUAUUUCCGUCGUGAUGUCGUCAGUCGACUCGUGCAACCACAUGGGGGAGGGAUAUCUACGAGCACACCUCCGACGGGAUCGACGAGGGAUACAUUCGAGGCGGCUUCGAGGCGUUUUCGGCCGCUGCACCACGCGAUCUGUGCCGUUAGCGCUCUCAAACUUGCAUACAAUGGGGAAUCAACACUGGAAGAAGCAUUACAGCAUUACCAUCAAGCCCUCUCGACAUCAACGAACGCAUCCCCGCCCGACGACCUUGCAUCCGAUGGACUCUUCCUCCGCCACUUCCUCCUCCUCAUUUUCGAUAUUUGUUUCCAGAUCGCCAACAAUGAGAAUGGCUCAACCAACGCCUGGACGAUCCAUUUGGACAAUCUAAAACGCAGCGCCAUGCUCCGACACCAGCGAUACGGCCGUGAAACCCACGCAUAUCUCAUCUGGAGCAUCUGCGAGCUCGACGUGUACGCGUGUCUGCUCGGCAACGGCGAGUGCGAUUUCAUCCAGACGAUGAUGCAACACAACAUGCUGCCCCCGCUCGAUCAGCAACUCCCCAUCGUUCGCCCGGAUGCCUACUUUUCUCAGGAUCCGUCGAUUCUGCAGGCGACUCUUGCAUUACGCCAGGCCAUGUUUCUUCACACCGCAAAACUCGCGCAGACAGCACAGCUGUUCCGCAACGAGGCGGCAGAAUUGGGCGCCGUGCCGUCUCAAUCCAUCGCACGCUGGCAAACGACCGUCGUCGGGCUGCAAAACGAGCUCCUGUCGACGUGGAUGCAAUGGUGUCCUCCAUACCUCAACUCCGGCGACCCGAGAGCAGGCCAAGACCUCCCCGAGCAAACCAGAUACGUCUACGAACACGCACUCACCCUCUACCACACCUCAACAAUCUACAGCCGCACAAGCAUGUUCCCCUCCCAACGCCGGCUCCCCAUAGCCAACCACGUGCAAAUCCACACCGACACCGAAACACGCGCCUACGCCAUCCUCGCCCUCGCGAGCGACCAGCUCGACCGCGCGCCCGCCCACCCGGAGCGCCGGCACACCGUUUUCCCCCUCUUCAUGGCGGGCUUCGCGUCGAGCCAGCCGGACACGAAGGCGCGCGCGCUCGAGUUGCUGAAGAGGUUAGAGGGCGGGGGAAUUGGGCAGAAUACGGCGCGGACGAGGGUGCUGCUUAAGGCGGUGUGCGAGGAGCAGAGGCGGCGCCGGGCGCCGGAGGAGGUGGACUGGUUGACGCUUGCGAAGGAGCGGUCGUUGAAUGUGGUGAAUUGUGGGUUGUGA